AGACCACCCUCCUCCCUUGAGAUUGCAACCCGAGCUCGACCACUGCAGUAUCAAAUCACCUCCGGCGCUUUUUGAAAAACAUAUAUAUAAAGCCUGUUUCUUUCUCUGCUGCCGAGUCUGAACUCUUUCAAGACACAAACACGAUGUAUCCUCUGAACGGCAGUAACUUUGCGGAGGACGUGUCGAGGGACGAGAGUUUGGACAAGCUGGAGAUCGUGCUCCUCAGUGUCAUCUUCAUGAGCGCCGCCAUCCUCAACACCUCCCUGCUGCUCGUCCUCUGGAGACAGCGCAAGCAGAUGUCCAGGAUGCGUGUCUUCGUCUUCCACCUGUGCCUGGCGGAUCUGGUGGUCGCUUUCUUCCAAGUGUGCCCGCAACUCAUCUGGGACAUCACAGACAGAUUCGUCGGACCAGACCUGGUGUGCCGCCUGGUGAAGUACCUUCAAGUUCUCGGUAUGUUUUCGUCUACUUACAUGAUCGUGGUGUUGACAGUUGACCGAUACCAAGCUGUCUGCAACCCGAUGGUAAAGUUCAAGCGGACAAGCACCAGGCUUAACAUCCCUGUGUGCAUUGCGUGGGGGAUUUCUCUGCUCCGCAGCUUGCCCCAGGUUUUUAUUUUCUCUCAGGUCGAAGUUGCACCUGGUGUGUUUGACUGCUGGGCCACUUUUAUCCAGCCGUGGGGGAUACAGACUUACAUAACCUGAACCACUCUGGUCAUUUUUAUUUUACCUGUUAUUACAGUUGUUUUUUGUCAAGUACGCAUCUGCCGAGCCAUUCAGAUCAACCUCUACCAAAAGAGUCAACGGCAGGGCAAAGUGGGUCUCCCUCUGCCAUCCGGAGCCAGCGGUGUGGCCGGCAUGUCCAAGGCCAGGGUGAAGACGCUGAAGAUGACGGUGGUUAUCGUGCUGGUUUAUAUUGUCUGUUGGGCUCCCUUCUUCACUGUCCAGCUCUGGUCCACCUGGGACACAAAUGCGCCGAAAGAAACUGCGUCUUUCACCGUCCUGAUGUUGCUGGCGAGUCUGAACAGCUGCGCAAAUCCCUGCAUUUACCUUCUGUUCAGCGGACAGUUUCCCCUGAGGCUCGUGACACUUCUGUGGCAGCGGCACCUCCACGGUAAGGAUUCAAUCCGCGAAGAGGCGACGCUGGUCAGCACGUUGUACACGAGCUUCAAAAAUGUGUCCGAGUCCAAAUGAGAGCCACAAGUUUUGAUCUGGAAACGUGAACAUCCUGCAUGCGAGAUCUCUCUCUCUCUGCGUUCGAACGACUGUUUCUUCUGAACAAGAGGCAUGGAGAUAAGAGAUACUGUACCUGUCGGAUCUCUGACAUAUGAACAAAAUAUGGUAUGCGUCAUGGAAGUAUUCACCAAAAGCAAACCUUCGUGGCCAUGAUUGAGAACUGCGCUCCAGAUGUUGGAUGCUGAAGGAGGACAAGAGCAAAGUGUUGGA
Molecule: messenger RNA, 1442 nt
Organism: Cyclopterus lumpus (lumpfish)
Lineage: Eukaryota; Metazoa; Chordata; Actinopteri; Perciformes; Cyclopteridae
Product: arg8-vasotocin receptor-like
Exons: 3
Biological process (GO): regulation of systemic arterial blood pressure by vasopressin; positive regulation of vasoconstriction; G protein-coupled receptor signaling pathway
Cellular component (GO): membrane
Molecular function (GO): vasopressin receptor activity; peptide binding
Source: RefSeq, a predicted model, not a curated record